AGGAACUAGGCGUUGUCUUUGGCCGGGGUUCCGCCUUAAAUUCAGCGCGGGUUCCAGCCGCGUGUGUCUGUCUGUCUUGUGGUUUGUGAGUCGGAUUCGGGACACGGGCAGUGUUACCAGCAGAAUGCCUAACUUUGGAGGAGGAAACAUGUGUGGCGUCUGCGAAAAGACUGUCUACUUUGCUGAGGAGGUGCAGUGUGAUGGGAAGUACUUCCACAAGUCGUGUUUCCGAUGUAUGGCCUGUAAAAAGAACCUUGACAGCACCACACUCACCGUGCAUGGAAAUGAAAUCUACUGCAAAUCAUGCUACGGCAAGAAGUAUGGUCCCAAAGGUUAUGGCUAUGGCCAAGGUGCAGGUACUCUGCAGAUGGACUCUGGAGCGAAAUUGGGAAUAAAGCCUGUGCAACCUCCACCUCAUUGCCCAACAACCAAUGUCAAUGAAUCCAAGUUUGCUCAGAAAUUUGGCAGUUCGGAAAAGUGCCCCAGGUGUGAAAAAUCCGUUUAUGCUGCUGAGAAAAUUAUUGGAGCUGGCAAGGCCUGGCACAAGGCUUGUUUCCGCUGUGCUAAAUGUGGUAAAAGCCUGGAGUCCACAACAUUGGCUGAUAAGGAUGGGGAAAUCUAUUGCAAAGCUUGUUACGGUAAGAACUUUGGACCUAAAGGAUUCGGCUUUGGCCAAGGAGCUGGUGCACUCAUGAACACACAGUGAAGAGCGUUGUAUGUUGAAUCCAAUGGAAGCCAUGCACACGUGUGGAGACCUUAACUACAAUGUAUUUGCUGGUUCUUGUAGUAAUAGCUGUGGUAGUUCAAAUUAUAACACUGUGUAUAUAAACAAUAGGAUGUCUUCUAGCAUUGCUUGGCACACCUUGCAUGUACCAUGUUAUUAAAGUGAAAUUUCUUCCCCCAACUGAACAGCUUUACAAUUAAAUAUACUAACAUGAAAACCAGAAUGAAUGAUGACUGGUCAAGUCUAAAAUCUAAUUUUAGUGCAUUAUAUAUUUGGCAGCCAAAGUCUACAGUCCUCUGCACUUCAAUAUUUAUACGUUUUAUUUAGCACUCUUUCACAAAAUUACUUUUAUAGAGUAAAAUAUGUUUUCUCUUGUACUGCAUGUAAUUGUAGAGAUUUAAAAAGCUGCUGUGUAGAUAAACUGUCCAGAUCCUCUUGGAGCUUUUCUUGCCUACACAGCGAGGUUUAAUUUGAUUUGGAUGUGAUCAUGCUAAUCUAAUUUAAUAGCUGUAGCCAAUGCAGAGGUUGAGUCUGUGAUCUCUUAAGUAAUAUCAAAGUAUCACAUGAUAAAAUGGGUGACUGAGCACUGAGGUUUAUUCACAUUUAGUCUGCUGCGGUGAACUUUACUUUGUGGCCACUUUAAAAUCUGUGAUUGAAAUAAAUAACCAGGUGCUCUUUGUUUCCAGAUACUCAAUGACUCAAGCUUGUACUAAAAGCAUAACUAACAUAUGAACAUGUUCAUUACUAUGCUCUUGCUUUCUGAGUACUCACUAGGUUUUAAACAAAACAGAUAAUGAUGCAUGGAGUCAAAUUUUUGUGGUUCAUUCUGUCAGUAAAUUGAUGUAAAUCUUUCCCCAAAUAAAUGUACUUCUUGGAGGCCAACAACACAUGGAGUUUCUCAAAUGUUGGUUUGUAUUAAAUUGCUCUCUA
This is a messenger RNA of Amblyraja radiata (thorny skate), 1654 nucleotides long. It is a transcript of the gene csrp1a, whose product is annotated as cysteine and glycine-rich protein 1a. Gene Ontology annotation, biological process: muscle tissue development; sarcomere organization. The transcript is spliced from 6 exons. Gene Ontology annotation, molecular function: actinin binding; structural constituent of muscle. Lineage: Eukaryota; Metazoa; Chordata; Chondrichthyes; Rajiformes; Rajidae. Gene Ontology annotation, cellular component: cytoplasm; Z disc; nucleus. Bases 125 to 706 code for a protein of 193 amino acids. The record is from RefSeq and is a predicted model, not a curated record.